Molecule: messenger RNA, 3544 nt
Organism: Athalia rosae (coleseed sawfly)
Lineage: Eukaryota; Metazoa; Arthropoda; Insecta; Hymenoptera; Athaliidae
Gene: Clk
Product: circadian locomoter output cycles protein kaput
Exons: 14
Coding region: 652-3066 (804 amino acids)
Biological process (GO): circadian regulation of gene expression; regulation of transcription by RNA polymerase II
Cellular component (GO): cytoplasm; CLOCK-BMAL transcription complex; nucleus
Molecular function (GO): RNA polymerase II cis-regulatory region sequence-specific DNA binding; protein dimerization activity; DNA-binding transcription factor activity, RNA polymerase II-specific
Source: RefSeq, a predicted model, not a curated record
AAACUGCGCAUGGCUGCAAAACGCAGUACAGGGUGUCCCGAAAACUUACGUAAGCGUGGGGAUGACGGGGAAAAGGAAGAAGAAUAUUCAAAUAUCGAAAUCAUACCAAUUUGUUCGAAUAGCUUGGAUCACAGUCGAAAAAUCCUCAUGAUGAACUUCUCGCUCAAUUUUAUUUUAUGUAUAGAGAAGCACGAAAUAAGCUCGAUGAAAAGGAAGAAUAGCGAAAUUUGAAAAAUGUCCGAUCAGUACGUUAUCAUUUGAUCUACGAAAAAAAUCAUUCUACACGAAUAUCGAUGAACGAUUGCCAAAAAUAUUUCCAACAAUAAAAUCGAUGAGUAGAAAGUUCUAACGAUAAAACAUAUUCUGAGGUACAAGAAUUUCAUCAUAUAGCGAAAUAUUUUAUCUAUUUAAAAAAAUAUGUAUCAUUCCUUAUCAGUGCAGUAGGAAAAGACCACAUUUUUUCUCUCCAUCGCACAGUUCAGACAUCUGUGAUCCGAUUGUUGCGUUGGAAAAAUGCAAUUCAAACUGUUCCUUCGGAUGCAACAGGUAUAUGUAUGCAUCGAUGAAAUUAAAUAUGCAAUGAAUCUACUAUAUAUGUAUGUAUGAUAAGGGUAUUCACUAGGAACAUUCGUCGUAAGAGAGUUACUGCGCAUGAAACGCGAAAAUCGCGGCCUAGUUCGCGUUGCAUUAUGCGCGUACACUUCGUUGGAGGUGGUCGACCGUUUCUCGGUGUGCAUUACCAAUGAGGGCUACCAAUACCUUUCGCCUCGUCGGUGUCACCUGUUGGAGGAGGACGCCUUACAACCUGGACCCAACUGCGAAGCAGCUUCACCCGCUGAGAUCGUCCACAAGACCACGAUGUCCUGCUACAUCCAUGGCGGUUCGACAACGAGAAACUCCGACGACACAAUGGACGACGAUACCGACGACAAAGACGACACGAAGCGCAAAUCGCGAAAUCUCAGUGAAAAAAAACGAAGGGAUCAGUUCAAUAUGCUCGUCAAUGAAUUGGGCAGUAUGGUCAGUUCGAAUACGAAGAAAAUGGACAAAUCUACCGUCCUCAAAUCAACGAUUUCGUUUCUCAAAAAUCACAAUGAAAUCGCACUCAGGUCCAGAGUUCAUGAAAUUCAAGAGGAUUGGAAACCCUCAUUUUUAUCGAAUGAAGAAUUUACACACUUGAUUCUAGAGGCACUGGACGGCUUCAUAAUGGUGUUUUCCUCGAACGGCCGAAUAUAUUAUGCAUCACAAAGCGUCACUUCAUUACUGGGAUACCUUCCAAGCCAUCUGGCUAACACCUCGAUUUAUGAAAUUGCUUAUCAGGAGGAUCAGACCAUGCUUUUUAACAUUCUCGCAAGAGGCGACACUCAGGACCAAAGUGAUCCUAGCAAGGAGUCUCAGGUAUCUUUCACCUGCCACAUAAAAACCGGCAGACUCGAUUCUCAGGAAAAAGCGAUUUACGAACUUGUAAAAUUUGUCGGAUAUUUCCGUUCGGGCGUGGACGACGACUCGAAUAUCGCCGAUUUGAUACCAAACGAUCAGCUGGACGGUAUUUCGAAUAACGAUACGAAACUGGUAUUCGUUGGAACCGGACGUCUUCAAACGCCGCAACUCAUACGAGAAAUGAGCGUCGUUGAUAGCGUACAGUCGGAAUUUACAUCCAGACACAGUUUGGAAUGGAAAUUUUUAUUCCUUGACCAUCGAGCUACUCCGAUAAUCGGUUAUACUCCCAUAGAAGUUUUAGGGACAUCCGGAUACGAUUACUACCACGUCGAUGACUUGGGCAAAGUCGUCACUUGCCACGAAGCGCUAAUGCAGAAGGGGGAAGGCACUUCUUGCCACUAUCGUUUCCUCACCAAAGGACAGCAAUGGAUUUGGCUCCAGACACGAUUCUACAUAACUUACAAUCAAUGGAAUUCCAAGCCAGAAUUUGUCGUUUGCACCCACAGCGUAGUCGAUUACGCGGUUGUUAUCAAACAGGAUAGAAAAAAUCCAGAUGAAUUAGAAAAAUCUAAUCAGGAUAUCAGUGUCACCGAAUCACCCUCCAACGAUCAUCAACAAAGGAAGGUAGCCACGUCGUCUCAGAGUGGAUUAGCUUCUUCUCCCUGGUCCUCGAGAUCCUCGAAGACUUCUCGUUCGGUCCCCGCGACUCCUCGUCCAAGAUAUCAAGGUGGUCCCGGAUCUGACACUACUUCGUUAUCGGCGGGCUCCCAAAGCUCAAGACAUUCGCAUUACCAGCCCGCACCGCAACACAAUCCUCCGACCCGAACGGCUUCUCGAUCUGGCAAAGUUCAACCGGAUAACUUGGUAAAUCAAUGUUUGGGAUUUUUGGAACCUCCGCAAUACGUUGCUGCUAUACCCGUGCAGCCGAUAAUCAGCGCCGGUUUUCCGACUGAUCCAGAAACAGCGGAACCUGCGGUUGUAUCGUCUCUACAAGCACAAGAGAUAUUACACCCGCAAAACAUCGUCAUGACACCAGCUCAAAAUCAGAUGCAGGACGAACUACAGAGGAAACACGAAGAACUUCAACAGUUGAUAGUUCAUCAGCAAGAAGAACUCAGGAGGGUGUCGGAGCAAUUAUUUUUCGCUAGAUACGGGAUUGUAUCACCGUUGAUAAAUGUCAGUAUGCCGUACGCGACGCCUCCCAGUCCGCAAGUGAUUCGUUGCGUCAGUAGUACAACGAGUUCAAUUAAUCGUCCGAUGUUUUCACCUGGAGUUCAAGGAGUGAGCGUAUUGCCGGUUCCGUUAACCCUUUCCGUGCCGGUUGUAUCAUCGGAACUUUUCACGCAACCUUUGGCGGUCAGUUCGGUAGCAGCGAUUACACCGUCAACGCAAUUUAACGCUAAUACCAGGCAGACCGUUCCACAAUCUAGUAACAAUUCCAAUUUCAACGUUCAACAACAACAAGUGCAACCGCAACAGCAUCAGCAACAGCAACAACUACAACCACAGGAACAACAACAACAACCGCAGCAGCAACCGCAGACUCAACAAACAGAAACAGCAGAAGCAACAGUAACAGCAGACGCAACAACAACAGCCGCAGCAACAGCAGCAUUCAACUGGUGAAAUUUCAACCUUGAAAUCUCCGGUCGAGGUUCUUCCAUUCCAGGAAGUGAAAAAAAAUACUAAAAAUAUACAUUAUGAAGGAAAAAGCCAAAAAGGAGGAGGGGGAUAUUUCAAGAAACUGCAGAUAACCGAUGAAUCCGUAUGUAAGAUAAUAAUAAGGUUAACUACCUUAUUUAUUGCAAGGAGAACACAACGUCAUUCCAGCCGCAUGUUUAUUCAAUAAUCUUGCAUCGUACACAUUAAUUAAUAGAUGAAAAAUAAAUGUAAUAACUAUAAUAUAACGUAAUAACAUGACUAUUAAAUUCAGUCUGUAACCAUAGUUAAUAAAACAAAACCUUUCUUAGAGGGUGGGAUAUGGGUUUGUAUUGAUUAUCAUUUUUUUUUUCGCUCUACUUGUUCGUUUUUCACCCAUUUGAAAGAGAAAAGGAAAGAAAAAAAACUCCAAACUUCGAACUUGAGUUACAGAGAAUCGCCAGAU